GUAUUACAAAUGUCUGUCCUAUUCAUCAUUUUAUUUGUACUUGUUCAUCUUUUCCCAGUGGCCUGACAUCAGAGGCCAUUCAUGUCUUCUUGCUCCUCGUCUGCUUCCUGUCUCAAUCCAUAUACAGGCAUUGUUGGGCAUUGUGCUCUCCCUAACCAGCCCUUUCAACUUCUACCACCAAACAUCUCUCUGACACCCCAUGUGGGGUUUAAUGUGUCACUUUGCUUAUACGUCCUGACACACACACACCCAUUCACACCUGCUGCAGCAGUGCUGUUGUCGGCCAGGUGCCAGUCAGAUGGCUCUCUGCCCACUAAUGACUGGCACAAGCCUCAACAUGUGUGCAUGGUGAGCCACAGAAGGGCUGUGCUUGUGUUUAAGCAUAGAUGUGUGUUUGCGCCUCCUCUUGGCAGAGGACUUAUGCCCUACAUGCCAGGAAUGAGUAAAGCCACUUGAGCUGCUGAAUUCAAAUGCUUUACAUUGCUCACACAUCUGAUCAUGAACAUAAGAAACAUUACCAGCAGGAUGGAUGUGAUUAUGAGAAGUGAUGAACCUCAGUGUGUAUAUAUAUUUGCAUGUCAACCUGAAAAAGUACAGAUCAAGAGUUUACAAUGAGUCUGAUUUGCCCUCACUGUAUGAUGGUUGUGCCGACACUGUCGACAAAGUCCAGAAUGCCGAUUUAUGGAGCAACUAGACGUUCCAGGGAGCACGUGACCCCGGAGAUGAACAAGCUUCGUCAGAGUCUGAGGAGGAAGAAGCCCACCUAUGUGCCAGAGGCCAGCAGACCGCAUCAGUGGCAGGCUGACGAGGAGGCUGUACGCAAGGGCAAAUGUAACUUUGCUGUUCGGUACCUGGGGCUUGUCGAGGUGGAGGAGUCGAGAGGAAUGCACGUUUGUGAGGAGGCUGUUAAAAAGCUGAAAGUUAGUGGCAAAAAGACGGUAAAAGCAGUGCUGUGGGUUUCAGCUGAUGGACUCAGGGUGGUUGAUGACAAAACUAAGGACCUCAUUGUGGACCAGACCAUCGAGAAGGUUUCCUUCUGCGCUCCUGACCGGAACUACGACAAGGCCUUCUCCUACAUCUGCAGAGAUGGAACCACCAGACGGUGGAUGUGCCACUGCUUCAUGGCUCUGAAAGACUCGGGUGAGAGACUGAGCCAUGCAGUCGGCUGUGCCUUCGCUGCCUGUCUGGAGAGAAAGCAGCGCAGAGAGAAGGAGUGUGGCGUGACGGCUUCUUUCGAUGCCAGUCGCACUUCCUUUGUGCGCGAGGGCUCCUUCCGCAUCAAUUCAUCUUCCAGCCAGCAGGGCAGCAGCAGUGAGCGAGAUGAGAAGAUGCAGGAUAAAAAGAAAGAUCAGCCCUCUGUCGUCCCAGCUCUCCCUCCUGGCUCCGCCUCUCCACCCGAGGGGACGGCAUCCCAGAUGGAGCGUCCAGAACCAGGUGGGCCCCACGCCAUCCCUCGCCGCCACGCACCCAUCGAACAGCUGGUUCGCCAAGGCUCAUUCAGGGGAUUUCCAGCUCUAAGUCAGAAGAACUCUCCCUUUAAGAGACAGCUGUCGCUUCGCCUCAAUGACCUGCCAUCCACUCUGCAGCGCAAAACAGACUUUGAGGCCAAGAACCCUGAGAUGGACAUGGGGUUGCCUUGUGAGGGUGACAGUAGUAUAAAUGCACUGUGUUGCCAGAUCAACACAUCCUUCGCCAACCCAUCAGACGAGCUCUUCUCCAACCCAUCUAUGUCUGCAAAUUGCCCUCCGACCUGCACUGUGCCCCCAAUUUUGCCUCCUCCGCCUGCACCUGUCCAGGUCACCUCAUCCUGGGUGCAGCCAGAACCUCCUCUCCACUCCCCUCCUCCAGUUUCUGCUGCACUGCAGAGCGGUCACAAGCGCACCCCCUCAGAGGCUGAGAGAUGGCUGGAGGAGGUCUCUAAGGCUGUCAAAGCCCAGCAGACGCCUCCCUCUGGGCCCAUCAUACCCACCAUCCCUGGACCCCCUUCCGUAACCAGUCAUCAUAUAUCCACACAGGCGACAUUGUCCUCUGCCCCAGUAUCUUCUGUCCCCUUGCCCCUCGGUACUUUGCCCAAAUCUCUUAUCUCUGGCCCUUCUGCCCUUCCGUGUCAAACCCAAAUGCCUCUCCCACCCAUGUCAAUAUCAUCUGUCCCUCUAAUACCAGGUCCUCCAGUGUCAGGCCCCCCAAUGUCUCUCCCAUCCAUGUCCAUCCCAACUAUGUCUGGCCCGAGCAUGUCUGGAGCCCCCAUGAUGCAGGGCUCUCUGCCUGGGCCCCCUGGCUCCCUUCCAAGUGCAAUGCAACCAUUCCCCCUUGCUUUUGAUGCUACUCCAGCCCCCGUUGGGAUGUUUGCCAACCAGCCGGUCCAACCUGCCUUCAUGCCCAUGCAGACCUACAUGCCUGGUCUGGCUAGCAGCAUGACUUACCCCAACGCCAGCGUGCCAGUGGUAGGCAUCACACCAUCACAAAUGGUGGCCAAUGCCUUUUGCACUGCCACAGGCUCAUCAGGCACAGGUCCGACCAUGGGCUCGGCAGCUGGAGGGUCCAAAGUGGGGCCCUUGGGCACUGUCGGGCAUCACCACUCCUAUCCUGGAGUGGCUGGUGCAACCGGACACCCCUCAGGGUUUAACACAGCUACGUUUUCCUCCACUCCACCUCUGUCGUCAGCCAUUAACGGCCUCCCACCCCACAGCAGUGCAGCCGCAAUGAACCUCCAAAACGGGACUUCGGUCAGUGGUGGCAGUGGAGAGAGCUGGCCUCCAGAGGGCAGCCAACUAACCGCUCCAGGGGUUAGCGACUCCCAAGACGAUGAUCGUUUUGAAGCCAAGUGGGCGGCACUGGAGACAAAAGGAGCGACACAAUCGACAGGGAACAAGGCACCGGCUGCCACAGCCAACCCAUUCUCCAACAGUCUGCAAAAAACAUUUGAGAUUGAGCUCUGAGUUGGACUCUGGCUCUUAAAGAUGUAGAUCUUGCUCUGGGGUGAAAGCCCAAGGAAGUUGGGAACCUAUUCCAGGAGUUUUUGUUUAAUUGGUAUACAGGUCCUUUCAGAUGGCCUAGCAUCCGGCCUGUGGCAGCCUUGGAGCCAGUGCAACUAUGAUCUUAAUUUCUUUCUUUAUGAUCCCAUGUGAGAUAGAGAUGAACUCAGCAGUUGGCUGGGCUGCAGUCUGAGAGAAUCAGGUUCCCAGCUGUCUGAACUUCACAAACUGAAUCCAUUCAGUCCAACCGUCAACAUUCUUUCCUUCCUGCUAUUGCUUCUCCACUCUGGCUUUAUUUUCCCUGCUGCAAGUCCCUAGAUUUACUGCAUGUUCGUCCUACUGAAAGCACUGUGGGGAGGACACGGCUCAGUGGUUUCUUUUUUAAAAAGAGGACUCAACUUGGAUGCAUUCCAAUCCAAAAAGAUAUUUUUGGACGUUUGCUUGUUAUAUUUUUAUUGUGGCGGUUUUAUGGUGUCUGGCAACAUCAUGGACGAAGGUGUAGAAGAUUCAAGUAACACACCAGUGCUGAUCUCAGCCGAGUGGGGCAGAAGUCUGGAUGCCUUAAAGGAAGAGUCCAAACGACUUGCUGACCAUUAAUACAGAUUUAUGGCCAAAAUUGCUUUAUUUAUUGUAUUCUGAGUUUAACAUGUUUUAUGUACCUUGAAACCCUUAAGUUGAAGCAGAGUUUCAGAAGCAUGUUUAUGUUAUUUAUCCCAACAUGUUUGAUUUUGAACAGCAGAGAAAGGAAAGCACUGUGGGAAUCCUAAUCAUAUAACAGGAACCAAAUAACCACAACUUCCACUACAGCUGCGUACUGGGAUAAGUCAGACUGGUGUAUAUAGCCGCAUGUUUCUUCCACCUCACUGCUGCUGAGGCCUGAUAAAUCAAAAUGGUGUCACUUGGAUGUGUAGCUUGUUACUUUUAUAAUCGCCUAACAACAAGGGCAUGAGACACUUCAGGAUAACCAGCGCAUACAGUAGAGCACACAAGCAGUCUGUCUUCACCAAACAAACCCAAGGAACUUUAACAACUCAGUGGAAAAAAAAUGCUCCUCCUCACUGUGCAACUAUGGAGAAACAAUGCACUACAUUCCAGAUUUCACAAAUCCUCAUAUGUCUGCUGACACAGGGUACACGCUCCUUAUGUACAACAAUGAUUGUGUACUCACCUCUUUGAGUAUCAUGGUAGUGCUACACUCACCUCACAGUGUGCUGCAAAAGUAUUCCCACCCCCAUGAACUUUUUUGCCAUGUUGCAUGUGAUGGACCGAAACAAAGUAGUACACAUUCAGGAAAUUUCAUCAAAAUGUCCCACAGCAAGGAAUUGUAUAAGAGCAGUAUUAUGUAAAACUUGUUUUUUUUUAGCUUUAUAUCAUGUUAUAAUGUUACUUCCUAAUCAGAAACACAGCUGGAGUGUUGCUUUGAUUCUUUCAUCCAUGUUUAAGAAAUCCUAGAAUCUCCUGCGGCAGCCAUUCUUGGUUGCCCAAAUGCCUAAAGUUCCCACUCAGCUCCUCUAAACUAGUGGCAGCAGCAAUUAUCAACCACCUGGUGGAACUUAUUGUCUGCUGAGCUAAUCGUACAAACUACUUUUCAGUCCAACACUCCUAAGAACAGUUGUUAACUGUGAAAUAGAGGAGCAUUGUUGGGACGACAUCCUGAAAGGAAAGUGAAAGGGUAGGAGCCCAAUUUCAAAGCGCCAAAUUGUGAAGUCAAAUUAUUUUAAAGUUAUUUUAUUAUAUUUACAGCUCUGGAAAAAAUUAAGAAACCUCUUAAAAUAAUCAGUUUCUCUGGUUUACUCUUUAUAGGUUUAUGUUUGAGUAAAAUGAACAUUGUUCUUUUAUUCUAUGAACUACUCACAACAUGUCUCCCAAAUUCCAAGGAUAAAUUUAGUAUUUAUUUGCAUAAAAUGAGAAAUGGUCAAAAUAUUCAUUUAGAAACAACAAUACUAAUGUUUUAACUCAGGAAGAGUUGAGAAAUCAAUAUUUGGUGGAAUAACCAGGAGGCUUUCAAUGGGGUUCAGUUCAGUGGACUCUUCUUUUUUUCCAGAGCUGUAUGUCAUUUUUCUAACAGAAUUACUUGAAUGUUCUAUAAAAUGGCACCAUGUGCCUGGAAAAUACUUAAUACCGCCUUUUUAAAAGAGUGCUUCUCAUCCGUCUCAAGUGAAUUUAGAUCUGAACUUUGACUAGGAUAUUCUAGCCCACAAAUAGGCUUUGAUCUAAACCAUUAUAUUGUAGCUCUGGCUGUAUGUUCAGGGUUAUUGUGCUGCUGGAAGAUGAACCGUAAGACCCUUCUUCUUUAAAAAUAUGUACAGCUUUGUUUGGCAUAUCACAUAAAAUCCCAAUAAAAUACACUUAUGUCUGUGGUUUGAAUGGCACACAAUGUGGAAAAGUUCAAUGGGGUUUAAAUACUUUUGCAAGGUAUUGUUGAAUAGAUGAACAGAGAAGUUGGGACUUGGGAAAUAAUCAUGUUGAGUGAAUGUAAAACAAAGUUUCAGUUGACACAUAAACAGGGACAAUUAAAGGCAGAAGCACGUGUUGCUACCAUGGAGAACGAGCUUUAUAUGAGAAACUGAGGGAGGGAAAACAAAGUCGCACCUUUAGGGAAUAAGGAAAAGGAAGUCUAAUGGAAGAAACAUAGAUAAAACAGGUUGAAUAGGAUGUAAAAGCAAGAGGCAGAUUUGGUUUAGAGCUAAGACAUAUUCAUUAUUACGUCCACAAAACAAGCAGUGUCUCUGGUGUCCUUACACUCUGCAGCUUCAAACACUGUGGAGAAACAUCUCUGAUCAGUUUAAAACAAAAUGUCAGCUGUCUGACUGCAAUGUCAUAACUGUUCCUUUUUAAUUUUUCUAAAGUACAACUCGUGAUGCAGUUCGAACUUCUACUAAGUAGGUAGCCCUUUGAGUGUCGUAAGGUUGUCUCCCACUGAGAAGAUCCAGAAUUAAAAAAGCAGAAAUGUUUAUAAUCAAAGGGCUUUCUGCAGGUGAUUUCUCUCCUCUACAAGCUAUGAUCUGAUCAGAGAUGCUCCUGCUUCACUCCAUGAAUAUGAAUACAUUAUCUGCUCCUUGUUUUAAUGAACUUAACGACUCUCUUCCUGCGGCUGACGGCCUGACUUUUUCCAUCACCCAAAUUUAUAGACAGCUGACCUAAUUUGUACCAUUUUAUCUCCUCCCAGGCUUCAGCCAAUUUGGUUUAAAUCAAUAUUUCUUCCAAUCUGAGCAAACUGCUUUCUCUACUUUCCUUUCUUUAUUUAGAGAAUCUGAUUGGUUGAUUGAUUGAUCCAUAAAGUAGAUGCUUUUAGUCCAUUCAGAGACCAUUUUUGCCCUUGACUCUUGUUUGCACGCCCUCCAAAUUAUAAAUGUAGGCUAAUUGUGUUCUGCGUCAACGCAAACUAAAUGACCUCAUCAACUUGAUUGUAAAACCUUAGCUUAGUGAUGGUAACAAAGCGAACCAGUGGAGUUUAUUUUUAAUCUUUAUUUACAGAAGUUUUUGUAUUUAAACCAACAUAUUUGUAUUGUAAUUACAUUGUACAAAAGAUAAAUAAAGUAAUAUAAUAUUAUCCCUG
This is a messenger RNA of Xiphophorus hellerii (green swordtail), 6534 nucleotides long. RefSeq names its product NUMB like endocytic adaptor protein (gene numbl). Gene Ontology annotation, biological process: positive regulation of neurogenesis. Bases 612 to 2939 code for a protein of 775 amino acids. Gene Ontology annotation, cellular component: cytoplasm. The transcript has 9 exons. NCBI's taxonomy places the organism in Eukaryota, Metazoa, Chordata, Actinopteri, Cyprinodontiformes, Poeciliidae. The record is from RefSeq and is a predicted model, not a curated record.